Molecule: messenger RNA, 414 nt
Organism: Cooperia oncophora
Lineage: Eukaryota; Metazoa; Nematoda; Chromadorea; Rhabditida; Trichostrongylidae
Source: the annotation of a GenBank genome assembly
AUGCACAUACCGGACGUCACCGUUAGUUCAGCCACCAUAUCAAAAAUUCACAUCAAUCGAGUGGAGAAGCCGACAAUUCAUGCGAAGUUCUUACGAGACAAAGGUGUUCGUGCAAACGUCAGCCUUCCGUUCCUAAGAACAAGUGCCGAUUGCAGCGUCGAUUCAUUUUUCACACUUGAUGGCAGUUUUGUCGUCGAACUUCAUAACUUCACUAUCGACCUCGAACUGAAUAUCAGUCGGAAUGAAACAUCGGGAAGGAAUAUUAUUGAGGUUCCUCAUUGUGAAGCCACUCACUCGGAUGUUGUUAUUCUUCUCGAAGAAGACUCGCUACUAACAAUCAUUCCAGGGAAUGCUUCAGAGCACAGUGAGCAUCUAUUGAAUUUUCUUCCUCGAUUUUUAUCUCAGACUGUCUAA